AGCCGUUACAAUCUUCCUAAGAUUUUACUACAAAAAUCUAAAAUCAAAACCAAAUCUCUCAAAAGAUUUCUUCAAUUCAUAUCAAAUGACUUCCACACGUUGUGCUGUUUGCAAGUAUUUCAGGCGAAGAUGUCCUUCCGAUUGUAUUUUCUCACCUUAUUUCCCUCCCAAUAAUCCUCAAAGAUUCACUUGCGUUCAUAGAAUCUAUGGUGCUAGCAACAUUGGGAAGAUGCUUGAGGAAUUACCCAUGAAAGAUCGAGCAACUGCGGUUGAGACAUUGUACUAUGAAGCUAAGUGUAGAAUACAAGAUCCAGUGUAUGGUUGUGUAGGAUUAAUUCCAUGGUUGCAACAAGAAUUAAAUAUCGCACAAAGCCAAUUAGCAAAAACAAGAGCCGAAAUUGCUUUUCAUUAUGCUAAUGCUACAACAGCUGAGCCAAUACUGGGCUCGGCUGAGCAGUUGCUUCAACAACAUGGUGUUGAUCAUGGUCUAGAUGACCAUUCUUAUUCUUGGUUUUGGUAG
Molecule: messenger RNA, 520 nt
Organism: Lactuca virosa
Lineage: Eukaryota; Viridiplantae; Streptophyta; Magnoliopsida; Asterales; Asteraceae
Source: the annotation of a GenBank genome assembly